UGGAUGGCUGAACAAGUAUGGCGGACACAGACAGAGUAAGAUCACGUAAAUGCCGAAAAUGAAAACCAUUUCUUGCACUAGCUUGAAGUUUUAAGAGUUAAUUCACUCCUGAGUUCAUCCUUUUCGCCAAUGACACUCACAGAGAGAAGGUCUAAACGUUCAAGUUAAUUGCAAUUUGAUUUUGAGAUCAACACUCAACCCGCUUCACCUAUGAAAUUGCCUGAAAUGUCGAACACGCGAAGACGAGUGAAGUUGUAUGUGUUGAAUGACGAACGGCAAUGGGACGAUCAUGGAACUGGCCAUGUUUCAUCCAUGUACGUUGAUCAUGAAAAAAUGCAAGGCAUUGUUCUUCUUGUGAGGUCUGAAGAUGAUGGAUCUUGCUUACUAGAAUCAAGAAUACAGACUGAUACUGUGUAUCAAAAGCAGGAGGCAACAUUAAUCGUCUGGUCAGAAGGAGAUAAUGACCUUGCACUCAGUUUUCAAGAGAAAGAAGGAUGUGAUGAAAUCUGGGAAAAAAUUUGCCAGGUUCAAGGUAAAGAUCCUUCUGUUGAUAUCACACAAGAAGUUGGGGAAGAAGAUGAUGAACAGUUUGAAGAAGUACAAGAUUUUUCAACACCAAUUGAUCUUCCACCUUGUGAACUCAGUAAACUUGAAGAAAUAGCAGAAUUGUUUGCUAGUGUAUUGCCUUCACCAUUAAAAAGAGAAAGACUGGCCAGUGCUAUUGAGCAAGAACAGUACAUUAAAAAACUUCUGAAUUUAUUUCACAUUUGUGAAGAUCUCGAGACAGAGGAAGGACUACAUCACCUGCACGAGAUAUUUAAAGCCAUAUUUAUUUUAAACAAAAACUCCCUGUUUGAAAUUAUGUUUGUAGACGAUAAUAUAUUAGAUGUACUGGGGGUCUUAGAGUAUGACCCAAAUUCUAAAGAGACUAUCAAACACAGGCAAUUUGUCCAAGAGAAGGCACGUUUUAAAGAAGUCAUUCCAAUCACGAGCAAAGACCUUCUGCGCAAGAUUCACCAAACAUACAAAGUUCAAUAUAUCCAAGAUAUUCUGGUGCCAGUCCCAACAGUCUUUGAGGACAACAUGUCUACUCUAAGUUCAUUCAUAUUUUUUAGUAAGAUAGAGAUUGUAAAUAUGAUACAGGAGGAUGAGAGAUUUCUUACAGAACUUUUUGCAAGACUUAAAGAUGAUGAAUUGUCAGAUGACAAAAGGCGAGAACUGGUUCUAUUUCUAAAAGAGCUGUGCCACCUUUCACAGACAUUGCAGCAGCAUAGCAGGGAUUCUUUCUUAAAGGCAUUAUCAGCUCAUGGUCUUCUGUCAACUUUAGCAACACUUUUGCAGAACAUAGAUGAUCCAGUGACUAAGUCAGCUAUUGUGGAUAUUUUAUGCAUUAUUGUUGAGUACAACCCCUCUAUGGUCAGAGAAUACUUGCUUAAAGAAGCUAAUACCACAGAAGAGGAUCAACUGCUGAUGAAUCUACUUAUUGACCUCAUGAUUUGUGGCACCGACAGCAGUAGGUCAUCAUUGCUGCUAUGCUUAUUGCGCAUGCUUUUAGAUCCGGAAAACAUGAGCCUUGGUGUAAACAAAAUGGAAAAAACAGAGUUCUUAGCAUUUUUCUAUAAGCAUUCCAUGCACGUUUUAACUGCACCACUUUUUGCUGCCACGGCGAUUGGUGAUACGUUACCAAAAGACGAUUUCAAGACAGCUGCCACUUUGGAUCAUAUAAUCGAGCUGCUAUCCUUCUUCGUCGAUCAUCAUACGUACCAUAUAAAGAAUUAUAUCAUUAAUAAGGAUUUGCUACGAAGGGUUCUUGCAUUAAUGCAAUCAGAUCACAAGUUUCUAGCUCUGGCUGCGUUAAGGUUUUGCCGCAAGAUCAUCGGUGUGAAAGAUGAGUUCUAUAAUAGAUACAUCAUAAAAGGAAAGCUGUUGGCACCCAUAGUUACGGCGUUUGAAGAUAACGGAAACAAAUACAAUAUGAUCAAUUCUGCGAUCAUAGAACUUUUCGAAUUCAUCCGAAUUGAGGAUGUGAAAUCGCUUUGCACAUAUGUUGUUGAAGAUUACAUGUCUUCUUUCGAAAGUGUUGAUUAUGUGCAAACAUUCAAAGGAUUGAAGAUGAGGUUUGAACAGGAAAAAGACAGGCUAACGCGCAAAAAUACUGACAGGAACGCAAACCAUGGAAUUAUCCACAUAAACUCGGCGAGAUAUAAGAGGGAUGCUCGCGACCUUGAUGAAGAUGAAGAGAUAUGGUUCGACAGAGAAGAAGAUGAAGAUGUAUCCACUGUUCCUGUGCAGACAGAUGAGAAUUCAAAGCCUACAUCAACGGCGCAAAAAUAUAAUGAUAUUGAUAUUAUAGUCAAUUUGAAAAGGACUUCAAACAACUCGGUUGUAGCUUCUAAUCAAUCAACAGCAACGACAACAACCACACAGGAAGCAACCAUUAAAAACGCGACUGAUUCGCCCCCCAAAACAAUACAGCUUUCAUCUUUAACAUCAGCAGCGCCCUCUGUGAACUCACGCAAGCUUCCCCUUGGAGGUCUUGUCGACUACCCUGAUGACGAUGAAGAUGACGAUGACAAUGGCUCGGGCAACAGCGAUGAAGAGCUGAUGUCACCUGCCAAGAAACAGCGUUUGGAUGCCACCACAUAGAAUCUGAAGUCAAGCCGCAUUUGUGAUCCUGUGUAGUUCCGAUGCUUUUCGGUAAUAUCCCGGAAAAUGGAUCUUUGUGCUUUGCUUUAUUAGUUGACAAUACACGAACCCAAGCCACACAUUGAUCGACAAAAUGACCCAGCUAAAGGCUCGGAUUAUGGUUGAGCUUUGUUAGAUGUUCACCCCUGGCAACCAGCCGGACAUGCUUGAACAGGUUUAAACUGUACAGAACAGUGCUUCCGUCCUGCUUACAACUCUGCAUGCACAGGAGAGGCAAAAUGUGCUUCACUAACUUUAUUAUUUAAGCAUAAGAAAUGGGCUUUGUAUCCCUAUGCACCGUUUUCAUCGAGAGAUCCAGAUGUUCUUAGAGUUUAAGACUUCUAUCAAGGAAUUUUCCAGAUUUUGUUUGGGUCUAUCUUCCUUGAAUCUGUUUGUAGGUUGAUUGCUAUAAUAUAUUUUCCUCUCUAUGGUUUUAUUCCCCUACCGUUGCUAGAUAAAGUUAGUGAAAAUCAUUUUCGCCAAUCCUCGUGUAUAUUGCUCGAUGACAAGAACUGUUUAGAUGCUGGUACAUAUGAACUUUCAUGAAAAUAGUUUCCAAAUCCCGUUUAUCGUAUUUGUACAGGUUUUUGCUGCAAGUUGAACAAUAUGUUAAUAUAACUGUGUAUCUUCUACGUCUGGCCAAUAGCUUUUGGAAUUGGCAAGAUCAUUGUCUUAAACCAAGUAUUGCAAACGACCCCGUUGAAGAUAUCAGUAAAUUGAAGCGAGGUUAUUGUCUGCCGUAUAUGAUCAAGCUUUGAAUUUUCACUAAUGGGCUUCUUGGAAGUGCACUAAUGACAUUCUUGGCUUAACUUAUGCAUAAAUUGAAGAAUACCUUGACCUUCACUUCUGAAUGUGAAGCAUUUUGCAACAACGCUCACUAUUCCACCUCUAAGGCUCAUUUUAUGCAUUAGGAAAUCAACAGAUUACGAUUAAACUUUUGUUGGCAUUUUUUGUGUAGGUAUUUGAUUAUCUUAAAGCCUUCUCCCGUUGUCUACCCUCAUUCCUUGAAUAGAAUUUUGUUUCCCAUCUCAGGACAAAAAGUGCCAGUGUUGCGAUAUAAGACUGUGAAAAUCUGUGUUGCUAAUUUUUCAGGCUUGUAUUUUAUCAUCAGAGACCCGGGUGCGAAUUCUUGCUUUUUAAUGUAUGUAUUUGUUACUUUUCUCUGGCGGAUGAUGAUUAUUAUGAAUCAAAUUUUUACAUUUUGUGGGGCUAUUUACAUGUAGAUGGUGUAGUCUUUAAAGUGCACAUGUAUUCUCUCUCCACCUUGUUAUAUGAUACGGUUGUCAAAUGCUCUCUAGAUUCCUUUAUCCUUCUUUACCCAAUACCAUGGAGUUAUCUUUGUUUUUAAAAGGAGACUUAACAAGCAGAAGGCAGCCGAUUAAUUGAUAUCAGCCUUGUCUUAAACAACAUAAGCAAGAGCCCGAUUUUCUAUGAGAGACUUCUACGUUUUCCAACACAUUUGACAACCGACACCACCCCAGAUUAAUUGGGUUGACAAACAAUUUUUAUGACAGUGAAUUUUCUUUCAUCAUAUGAAUGAAAUUCGUUAUGUUGGUAGAGUUAUUACUUUUUUAAGAAACCUUUUUAAAGUAUUUUAGUUUGUUUAUCUUUAUGCCCAAGUACUCCCUGUGUGAA
This is a messenger RNA of Rhopilema esculentum, 4320 nucleotides long. Its product is annotated as serine/threonine-protein phosphatase 4 regulatory subunit 3A. Gene Ontology annotation, cellular component: protein phosphatase 4 complex; nucleoplasm. Gene Ontology annotation, biological process: protein dephosphorylation; DNA damage response. The record is from RefSeq and is a predicted model, not a curated record. Lineage: Eukaryota; Metazoa; Cnidaria; Scyphozoa; Rhizostomeae; Rhizostomatidae. Gene Ontology annotation, molecular function: protein phosphatase activator activity.